Molecule: messenger RNA, 1659 nt
Organism: Lingula anatina
Lineage: Eukaryota; Metazoa; Brachiopoda; Lingulata; Lingulida; Lingulidae
Product: sodium-dependent glucose transporter 1A-like
Molecular function (GO): D-glucose transmembrane transporter activity
Source: RefSeq, a predicted model, not a curated record
AUGGAAACAAAGGAAGAGCCAGAGCAAUUGACGACCAGUGAAAGGAGCAAAGAAGAACCUACAUGUAGGAGCGUGUUUGUGUACAGACUUAUUCGACAGAUCUUCUUUGUUCUAACUUGGUUUUCGCUGGGACUGUAUUCAGAGCUGUCCGGUCCUAGCCUGCCCGUCUUGAAGGCCAGGGUGGACAGCAGCUGGGAGGAGAUAUCACGUGCUCUCAUCGGACGCAGCGUCGGGUUUUUCACGGGCUCUCUGGCAGGAGGUGUGAUAUGUGACAGGUUUCACAAACACGUGGACCUGGUGUUGAUGCUAGUGUUACUCUUAGCGUCUGUGUCGACGGCGGCCAUACCGUGGUGCCCUCUGAUGGAAUUGUUGGCCUUCGUCUUCUUCCUGCAAGGGUUCGCCGAGGGUAUCAUAAACGCUGGAGGUAAUACGGCGAUUUUCAAGCUGUGGGGAGAGAGAUCAGCGUCCCCCAUGCAUUCUCUCCAUUUUGGGUACGGUGUGGGUGCCAUAUUGGCUCCACAACUGAUACGACCUUUCCUAAUACCAAUCACCCGGAAUGUCACAAGUGGGUACCUGGAAACGUAUGGAAAUCUGAGCAACCAAUCAGAUAUUGGAGAUCGUGAAAUUGAGGGAGAUUCCUCGAUUCCCUCUGCAGAUUCGCCCAUUGAAGUCGCACACUUUAUUGGUGCGGGCAUUGCCCUUGUAAUGGCUUUGACGUUUUUAUUCUUUUACCUGAGGCCUCCACCUGCAGGAUUUAAGCUGAAAAACCCAGUCAAGAACGCCUACCGGUCACUGUGUUCUCCUGCUUCGUGUGGUCAAGGAAGCGCGGUAUACGGACUGACCAUGUUAAUCUUGCUCUUUGUCUUCUUCAUGGAUGUCGCCGGCGGGGAGCGGGUUUGGGGAAAGUUCGUGUUUUCGUUUGCCACUCAGGGCACGUUGCGCUUCACCAUCGACGACGGGACAUUUCUGAACUCCCUGUAUUGGGCGUUCUUCACGGCGGGGCGGGGUCUAGGAAGUGUGGUGGCACACUGGGUGCCAGUGAGGUAUAUGAUCGUGGCGGAAAUAGCUGUCAUAAACGUCACAGGAAUAGUACUGUCGUCUGCUGGAUACCGUAUUUCUGAAGUCCUGUGGGCUUGCAACUGCGUGCUAGGACUGUUCCACGCCCCUCUCUUUCCCGGGGGUAUGGCCUGGGCCAACUUAUACCUUGAGAUGACCAGCGUGGCCACGGCUGUUUUGUUGAUCGGGUCGGCAACGGGUGGGUUCGUGUACCAGUGGAUCACCGGCGCCCUCUUUGAUGUCUACGGUCCAGACUCACUUGUGUACGUUGUUCUGGCCUUCGCUGUGUUGUUAGCUGUCAAGUUCCUAGUCAUGAAUCUCGUUGCAAGAAUAAAAGGGACGCGCUUCGGGAAUCAGGACUCGGCAUCCGAGGAGGGAACUUCGUAAUAUACGCCCUGUGCUGGUGGUUAUUUCCAUGUGUGCGUCCAGUUUGUGUAGGGAUAUGUGUACGCUCUGUUGCCUAACACUUACCCAAAGAUAAAACGUUUGCAUUUUAAUACGAUUUUAGUCGAUAGACACAUAAUGUUCAGCGCAGAGUACAAUGACAUGAUUAUUUUUUUCUGUUCCUCCUUUAAAUUGUUUUGAUAGCUGGUGUUGUUUACA